Mesorhabditis spiculigera is the source of this 234-nucleotide messenger RNA. The record is from the annotation of a GenBank genome assembly. Lineage: Eukaryota; Metazoa; Nematoda; Chromadorea; Rhabditida; Rhabditidae.
AUGAGAUUCCUGAUCUUCUUUUUCCUGGCUUUUGCCCUGGUUUUCGGUGGAGCCACCACCAAUAAACCAUCCGUUGGCCUGCCAGAUGCUCUGAUUGAGAAACUGCGUCAAAUCGACCUGUCCAAGAUUUCGUUGGAUGAUCUCAAGGCCGCCGUAAUGAAAAAUUUCUCGGUUCCGGUCCCAACUACUACUGCUAAAAGCGCCGCUACAAAGCUAAAGCGAAUAGCCAAGGCC